This is a messenger RNA of Cajanus cajan (pigeon pea), 2144 nucleotides long. The record is from RefSeq and is a predicted model, not a curated record. NCBI's taxonomy places the organism in Eukaryota, Viridiplantae, Streptophyta, Magnoliopsida, Fabales, Fabaceae.
UAUAAUAACCUCAAGCACCCCAUAAAAACCCUUAUAUAGUAGUAUUCACCUUGUUUUCUACUAGUCACAUUUUUUCCUCUUGCUGUAAUAUUGCUUGGGCACACCAUAUCUCCAUACUCCAUAGCUAUAUGCAGCUAGGAGACACAAGUGUGUUGGAGAUCUCCUCCCAUAACCAGGCCGAGAUGGCGGUGGCGGCCGCGGCAACAGUGCCAGAAGGCGACAACGACAACGACAACGACAAUAACAAUAACAACAACGAUGGCGACAUGGUUGGGAUGGAGGUUGAUGGAAGUUCCGGCGAAGGAAAUAAUGAAGGUAAUAGGAUGAGCUUUGGAGGGAACCGGUGGCCCCGCCAAGAAACUUUGGCUCUCUUGAAGAUAAGGUCGGAUAUGGAUUCAGUGUUUCGAGAUUCAAGUCUUAAAGGUCCACUUUGGGAAGAAGUUUCAAGGAAACUGGCAGGACUAGGAUACCACCGAAGCGCAAAGAAGUGCAAGGAGAAAUUUGAGAACGUGUACAAGUACAACAAGAGAACCAAAGAGAACAAAAGUGGCAAAUCACAUGGAAAAACCUACAAAUUCUUUGAUCAAUUACAAGCCCUCGAAGUCUCAAAUAACCCGCCAAAACCACAACCUCCUUUGCCAACAACAACAAACACAUUAACAUUGCCAACAAGGCCAAGUGAUCAUGGUAACAAUGUUAUCUCUUAUGUCACACCUUUUCCUUCCACAAACCCUACACUCAUUUCUCCUUCACCACAAACCACUACAUCCACCACCAACCCUAGACAACCAUCACCACCACAAACCAACAACAAUAACAAUAUGCCACAUUUUUUGCCCAACAUGAACACCCCUUUCUCAACCACCUCCACCUCCACCUCUUCUUCCACAGCUUCAGAUGAAGACUUGGAAGAGAGGUAUAAGAGGAAGAGAAAGUGGAAGGACUACUUCAGGAGGCUCACAAAGAAGGUCCUAUUGAAGCAAGAGGAGAUGCAAAAGAAGUUCUUGGAAGCCAUGGACCAAAGGGAGAGGGAAAGAAUGGCACAACAAGAGAAUUGGAGGAUGCAAGAAUUGGCAAGAGUCAAUAGGGAACAUGAGAUUCUUGUGCAAGAGAGAUCAACAGCAUCAGCCAAAGAUGCUGCGGUCAUUGCAUUGUUGCAAAAGCUGUGUACCCAACAAAACCCCUCACAAGCUGAAGUAGAGCCACCACAACACAAGCCAACAAUGCCACAAACUCCAACACUAAUAAUGCCAAACAAUAAUUUUGAAAUCAUGAAGAUAAGUAAUGAUCACACUGCUACUAUUACUGUCACUACUCCUGUUACUGCUACUCCUGUUACUGCUGUUGAUGCUAUUACUACUGCUACUGCUGUCACCGCUACUGCUACUUCUCCGAUGAGUUGUUCUUCAUCUAGGUGGCCAAAAGCCGAAGUUCAUGCUUUGAUAAGGUUGAGGACGAGUCUUGAUACCAAGUAUCAAGAAAAUGGACCAAAAGCUCCAUUGUGGGAAGAUAUAUCAAUUGCAAUGCAGAGGCUUGGUUACAACCGGAGUGCGAAGAGAUGCAAGGAGAAGUGGGAGAACAUCAACAAGUACUUCAAGAAAGUGAGGGAGAGUAACAAGGAAAGGCGUGAAGAUAGCAAGACAUGUCCCUAUUUUCAUGAGCUUGAUGCUCUAUACAAAGAAAAGAACAAAUCCCAGAACCCCUUUGGCAUGUUCCAGAACAUGAGGCCGAAUGAGAUGAUGAUGAUGGAGCCAUUGAUGGUGCAACCUGAGCAACAAUGGAGGCCUCCACCUCAAGAGGGUCAAGGGAAGGAGAAUGCAAGUGAAGAAUAUCAAGAAAAAGAAGAAAAUGGUGAUAAUGAUGAUGAUGUUGAUGUUGGAGAUGGAGAUAGUGUGGAAGCUGAAGGAGAAAGCCGGUUUGAGAUUGCGACAAACAAUGAACAUGCUUCAGUGGACACAGUUGAAGGAGACAAGAUAAGGAAUUUUCUAAAUGUUGAAAUGUUACGUUUGUUUAAUUUACUUUUAACUUAUGUCGAAAAAUUAGUCCUUUAUGGUUUAUCAUCAAUUCUUUGAAUUUGUUUUCUAAAAAUAUGAUUAUUUCUUAAGAAAGCAAUUCUUGGGGUAUAGUCUUACAGUUUUUGUUUU